AUGAUCAAAGUUUAUAACCAGAGCAAUUUGUAUAGAAAAGCUUUGGUUUUAUAUACUGAUAUGCUAAAAGAGGCCAUUGAGCCUGAUACUUACACUUUUACCUUUCUAUUGAAGGCAUGUACUGGAAUUUUGUGUUUGGAUAUGAAUUUUUCUCUUCAUGGGGAGGUUGUUAAGAGAGGAUUUGGACUAGAUGGUUACAUUUGCACUGGCCUAAUUGAUAUAUACUGUAAAUUUGGUUACACCGAAUUCGCGAGAGAAGUGUUUAAUAAAAUGAGUGAGAGACAUGUGGUGGCUUGGAAUGCGAUGAUUUAUGGUUAUUCACAAGUUGGUGAUCCUAAAAAGAUGCUGAAAGUGUUUAGAGAGAUGCAAAUGGUGGGCAUUGAGGCCAAUUCAAGAGAGUUCGAGCUUCCGAUUUUUAAUGGGUUGAUCGAUCUCUAUGCAAAAUAUGGAAAGGUGGAAGCUUCUCGUCGAAUCGUUGAUAGACUUUUGAAGAUAGAUGACGUUUCUUGA
This is a messenger RNA of Amborella trichopoda, 510 nucleotides long. RefSeq names its product pentatricopeptide repeat-containing protein At4g25270, chloroplastic-like. Gene Ontology annotation, biological process: RNA modification. Lineage: Eukaryota; Viridiplantae; Streptophyta; Magnoliopsida; Amborellales; Amborellaceae. The record is from RefSeq and is a predicted model, not a curated record. Gene Ontology annotation, molecular function: protein binding; RNA binding.